AUGGUUACACAACAAUGCUUACAAUUCGUUCAUUAUUCAUCGAGUUCAACGUGUGUCGUAGUUCCCGCGUCGAGUUGGUCGCACGAAAUUCAUACACCUCUCCACUGCUUUUCUUUGUACCUUCAACUUUAUCAUUCUUUCAGUCAACUCCGUCUAAGCAAUUGGAAUUUUCUACAUUUGAUCAUGAGAGUCACGUGGGCUAAGAAAAUCUUCAAUCAAUUUUCAGCACAAUGUCUUAUUCACAAAGGUAACUUCACCACUUCGGCAACAUUUGGACCCAGUAAUCCCAAGUUUCCAAUUAUUUCUAACAAUUUCACGGAUGAGCUCAAAUUUACCAAUGCGACUUCAUAUGGCUCUAUUCCAAUAUAUCGAAUAUUGGGCUCUGCCACUGAGGAUGAAGCAAUGGCGAAUAUCGAGCUGGAAGAGGCGAAAUAUAUAAAAAUGUACAAGGACAUGGUAACAAUUACUGUAAUGGAUAAAAUACUUUAUGAAUCUCAACGGCAAGGCCGCAUAUCGUUCUACAUGACUAAUUCUGGUGAAGAGACUGUUCAAAUUGGAACUGCAGCAGCUUUGAGUCUAAACGAUGUUGUUUACGCACAAUAUCGGGAGGCUGGUGUACUGCUCUGGCGGGGUUUUAAAUUAAAACAAUUCAUGAACCAGUGCUACGGAAACUGUGAGGAUAUUGGAAAAGGAAAACAGAUGCCAGUUCACUACGGAUCUAAAGAAUUGAACUUCGUUACUAUAUCAUCGCCACUAACGACUCAAUUACCGCAGGCCGUUGGAGCAGCGUACGCAUUGAAACUUGCACAUUCGGACCGUUGUGUUGCCGUUUAUUUCGGAGAAGGUGCAGCUAGUGAAGGAGACGCGCACGCCGCUUUCAAUUUCGCAGCUACUCUCGAUUGUCCCGUUAUAUUUAUAUGUCGGAACAAUGGAUAUGCAAUUUCCACUCCAGCUCGUGAGCAGUACAAGGGAGAUGGUAUCGCGGCCAAAGGACCUGCGUACGGUAUUAACACAAUUAGAGUCGAUGGAAACGAUAUAUUUGCAGUACACAACGCCACGCGUGCAGCGAAAGAGUGGACUUUGGCAAACGGAAAGCCUGUGCUAAUCGAAGCAAUGUCAUAUCGAAUUGGUCAUCACAGUACCUCUGAUGACAGUUCUGCGUAUCGAUCAGUGAGCGAGAUUGCCGAAUGGGAAAAACUGCAACCGAUCGCAAGAUUUCGCCAGUGCCUAGAAAAAUAUGGAUUGUGGUCUGAGGAGCAGGAAAAAGAAUUCGUAUCGUCGAUCAAAAAGCAGAUACUAUCGGAUUUUGCAGCGGCCGAAAAGAACGUAAAACCCAACUGGAAGGAGGUGUUCACUGACGUGUACUACAACAUGCCAGAUCAUAUUAAGAAACAAUCGGAAGCGAUGGCAAAGCACGUCGACCAGUACAAAGAACAUUAUCCAGUAGAUCUUUACAAGCAACAGUGAAUCAGGUUUAAAAUAAUUCCAAUCCCGAAAACAAAUAUCGAUCUUUACUUACGUACCUUCAUUUUUGGGAAUCUGAAAACUUUUUCUGUACUUUUGAAAAUAUAUAUAUAAUUUAAUCAACAA
This is a messenger RNA of Neodiprion fabricii, 1590 nucleotides long. It is a transcript of the gene BckdhA, whose product is annotated as 2-oxoisovalerate dehydrogenase subunit alpha, mitochondrial. Lineage: Eukaryota; Metazoa; Arthropoda; Insecta; Hymenoptera; Diprionidae. Gene Ontology annotation, biological process: branched-chain amino acid catabolic process. The record is from RefSeq and is a predicted model, not a curated record. The transcript has 8 exons. Bases 1 to 1467 code for a protein of 488 amino acids. Gene Ontology annotation, molecular function: oxidoreductase activity, acting on the aldehyde or oxo group of donors, disulfide as acceptor.